UGAAAGGGCAGAAGACGAGCCCAGCUGUGCCGGCGGCACGAGGAGCAGCGCGGCGCGGGAUCGUUCCCGGGGGAUGCUGAGCCUCGGGAAGCGGGCGCGGCCUGGAUUUCCUCGUGGGAGGAGCCUUUCCAGGGGGGAAUCGAAGGAUGGAGAAGAAGAAAAUCCUGAUGAAGUCCAAGGUCGCUGCUCCCAACCUCCUGAGGGCCCUGCACUCCCUGUACCAGUUCGGGCACCUCUGUGACGUGACGGUUCACACCCAGCACCUGGGAAUUCAGGAGGAGUUCCUGGUUCACAAGGCCGUCCUGGCAGCUUCCAGCAACUAUUUCAAGGGGCUCUUCCUGCACGAGGAGAUGCUGGAGACCAAGACCUGCACGGUGACCCUGCAGGACAUCUACACGGAGGAGUUCACCUCCUUCCUGGAGUUUGUGUACACGGCGGAAGUGGAGAUCGAAGCGGAAAAGCUCCAGCGGAUGAAGGAGAUAGCCGAGAGACUGGAAUGCAAGGAUUUGCUCGACAUCUGUGAAGAAGUGAAGGCAGAGGGCAGGAAGGGCUUGGAUUUGAGCCUCCACCUGAAGGGACAGAGAGGUGAAAGUGGUGGGUCCCAGCGGCCUCACAUCCAGCAUGAGGAGAACCCCAGCGCGAGGAACUCUUCCCAGGUCGUGGCAAUUCCUGUGCAGAGGAAACUUUGGGACAGGCAAAAACAUAAGAAGUUGCUGGCGGGCUAUGAGCUCACUGGAGGCCAAGCAGCGGGUCUGGAGCAAGAGGACACCGCUUUUCCAGACCCAAAGCCCAGGACAGCAAAGCUGCCGAAAUGCAGCAAGCCAGAUUCCACAAACACCCUCGGUGUGGAUAUCAUUAGACUGGAAAACGAGGAUAGUCAGACUGAGGCACAGGGAGCCUGUCGCGUCCGCAGGGCGCCCGAUGGGAAGCGGGAACGCCGGGCCUGCCCCUGCUGCGACAAGGCGGGCGGCUCCAAGGGCGGCCUCUCCGGCCGCGUCCAGACGCACGGCGGGGAGAGGCCCUACAAGUGCGAGCGCUGCCCCGCCAGCUUUGCCCACAGGUCUGCCUACAGCACCCACCUCAGGAAAAUCCACGAGUCUGGGCAAGAGAGGAAACUCCUGCCUGUCUAUUGGAUGGUGGUUCCACCUGCAGCUGGACCGAACGCCGCAAGCUGUGACAAAGAUCCCGACAGAGAGCCUUGGGAUGCGACAUCUGAGGCCACGAGGAGUGAGGAGGAACCCGGGGCUUCAUCCACUGCUGAAGCAGAACGGAGCACGGAGCAAGAGGAACAGGACGGGAAACACAAGGAAGCCGAAGCAAGGAGCGAAGAAGGGCAUGAAGAUGAAGGUGAGAUGAGUGUAAAGGGCGAGGAGGAGGGCGAUUAUGAGGCGGGAUACUCGGAAGCUGAAGGAGGUGCAGCCAAAGAGGUGUGCCCCGAGGAGGGUGACCAACACCCAAACGAGAAGGGCGGCGAGGAACACGAACCAGGCGAGGAGCCCGAACCGCAGAAGGCCAGUAAAAGCGGGGCCAGCAAGGACCCCCGCUACGUGAUCCGGUGCGACAAGUGCCACGAGCAGUUCGUGUCCCGCAAGAGGUACGUGGAUCACUGCCGGGACGCGCACCAGUGCCCGCCCGGCAAGGUGUACCGGUGCGACGUGUGCGGCAAGCGCUUCGCCAGCUACACCAGCUGGAAGGAGCACCGGGCGUGCGUCCACACGGAGGAGCGGCGCUUCUCCUGCCCCCUGUGCAGCGCCACCUUCAAGCGGCAGCGGGACGUGCGGACCCACUCGGUGCGGAAGCACGAGGGCCGUGCCAAGCGGCCCCUCUGCUCCGUGUGCGGGAAGAUCCUGAGCUCCCGCACGGCGCUGGUGUUCCACAUGCGCACGCACACCGGAGAGAAGCCCUACGAGUGCGGCGUCUGCCGCGCCAGGUUUGCGCAGCCCUCCCAGCUGAAGAUCCACACCAGGUCCCACACGGGGGAGAAGCCGUAUAUUUGUGAGGACUGCGGGGCUUCCUUUGCCGACAAAGGGAAACUCACCGGCCACAAAAGGACACACACAGGAGAGCGCCUGUUCAAGUGUGACGUGUGCGGGAAGCAUUUUGCCACCAAGGAGUACCUGAAGUGCCACAAGCGCUGCCACAUGGGCGCCAAGCCCUACAAGUGCGAGGUGUGUGGGAAAACCUUCGGCCUCAGGGCCUCCCUGGCCCAGCACAGCAACGUCCACGCAGAGACCCGCCCCUAUUUCUGCGAGCAGUGCGGGAAGACCUUCACGCAGCAGGGCGCCCUGCGGCGGCACCAGCGCAUCCACACCGGGGAGAAGCCCUACAAGUGCCGGGCCUGCGAGAGGACCUUCACCGACAUGUCCACGCUGCGCAGACACGUGGCGAUUCACGAUCGGAAUGCUCACUGGCGAAGUUUCCUGAUCGAUCUCACCCCCAAAAAGGACCAUAACUGGUCCAAAAUAGAGACAUUUGGGGAAGCCCAUCCGGGAGGAGGCUCCGCCCCGGAGGGUUGGUCGGUGGACCAGGGGAAACUUUACAAACCAGAAGGUGCCAAAACAGCAGCGCGGGUGGCACCCGGUGCUGGGGACACCGGGGGCACCGACCGCUCCCUCUUGUACUCGUAAGGUCAGUUUUGGCCCCCCAAAAAUACGCGGGAUGGGGAAAAUUAUCUCUGAGAAUGAGGGGAGUUAUCCCCAGCGCCGCAGCUGGAUUCCAGGUGGAGGAGGGGGGUGUAACCCCUCCCGAGGGUGUUCAUUGCAGCGAAACGCUUAGAUCUGCCCCGAGUUUUUAUUUUCCAGACGCGCG
Molecule: messenger RNA, 2808 nt
Organism: Empidonax traillii (willow flycatcher)
Lineage: Eukaryota; Metazoa; Chordata; Aves; Passeriformes; Tyrannidae
Product: GDNF-inducible zinc finger protein 1-like
Exons: 8
Coding region: 147-2627 (826 amino acids)
Biological process (GO): regulation of cytokine production; regulation of immune system process; negative regulation of transcription by RNA polymerase II
Molecular function (GO): protein binding
Source: RefSeq, a predicted model, not a curated record